GGCCAACCCCUUCAUUCUGUCCUGUCUCUAUGACAACAGGACAUAAACAAAUGAGGUAUCACUGUCCCCGCUGAAGCCAUUCAGUUGCCACUUACAACAGUGCCAAGUCCAGACCUGUCGGUCAAAUAAUCACCUCAUAUUGCAAGCGACUGUGACAUCUUUCACCAUGCCCACAAAAUCCAGGAAAUCAAGGUCCCACAGUACAAGCCCGGCUAAGAAGACCAGGAGUCCAAAAACAACCAAAAAGAGAUCGUCCAGUGCCAAAUCCCCCAAGACCGAGGUGGACAUCCUCAGCCCGGCAGCCAUGGAGAAAAUCUACUACAUUGCUCACAAUGCAGUGCACUGUCUGGAGUUGACAGGCUUUGGGCCACAAUCAAAGAAGAAGAAGAAAAAGAAGAAGAAGAAGGGAACAAAACAGAAAAAGAAAAAGUAAAUUAUUUCUGCCAAACUUCAAUGAAUUUUCACCCUUUUUGGUUAAAGCGGUAGCUCCACAUAAAACCUUUUAUAGCAGCACCAUCUGGUGGACACAAGCCAGUAAAACUAGACUUCAUUUAUGAGGCAAAGACUCAAACGUCAUUAUCAAGAACUUUAUUGUAAGCUGAAUGAUUCAGAACUGUGUUUGCGCUAAUGUCAUAAAAACUUUGGCAGUCGUGGAUAAACUGGAAGCUUGUAAAGCCAAAUGUUUGAAGACAACACAGAAGACAUGUUAUCUCCUGAUGUGAAAGUAAUGAACAUCUUGUGUAAAACACCACAGUGCAUCCAAGAAAGUGCCAUCGUACUGGAUUUAAAGUGAUCCCACCAGUUUAGCUGCAAUAUUCUUUAAAUCCAAGUUUUUGCACGAUUUAUCUUUUUUU
Messenger RNA from Larimichthys crocea (large yellow croaker), 854 nucleotides. RefSeq names its product small lysine rich protein 1 (gene smkr1). The record is from RefSeq and is a predicted model, not a curated record. The coding region runs from base 167 to 433 and encodes 88 amino acids. The transcript has 3 exons. NCBI's taxonomy places the organism in Eukaryota, Metazoa, Chordata, Actinopteri, Sciaenidae.